Spea bombifrons (plains spadefoot toad) is the source of this 3762-nucleotide messenger RNA. RefSeq names its product SRSF protein kinase 3 (gene SRPK3). Bases 339 to 2255 code for a protein of 638 amino acids. The record is from RefSeq and is a predicted model, not a curated record. Lineage: Eukaryota; Metazoa; Chordata; Amphibia; Anura; Pelobatidae. Gene Ontology annotation, molecular function: protein kinase activity; ATP binding. The transcript is spliced from 16 exons. Gene Ontology annotation, biological process: spliceosomal complex assembly; regulation of mRNA processing; protein phosphorylation.
AGCUCUCUCUCCUCCCAGGUCCGCUUGCAGCUGUCUGUCUGUUCCUCCUGCUCCCCAUCCUGCCUCUCACCAGCAGCCCUCAUAUUUGCCUGAUAUCUCUGACAUUGCUGUCUCUCUCUUGAAAGUGGUCGCUUUCUCGCUUCUGUGUCUGACCCUCAUCUCCCUCCCCUCUUUUCUUUCUGCUGUCUCUUUUACACACACACACAUCCAUACACUAUUAUCAGCUGUUUCUCCAUCCUGCAGCUGUCUCCAUCCUUCUCACUCCCUGACCCUCCUUACCACUGUCUUUUCUCCCACAUGAUGUCUCCUCUCCACCACACUAUCUCUCCAACUCUGUCAUGAGCUCCAAGAAAGUCGCAGGUAACAGCCAUGGCAAAAAAAGCAAGAAAAGGCAAAAAAGACAAAAGAAAGGUACCGAACGUGAACUGUCAGGGAUUCCUGAACCUCGCAGCCCUAGUAUAGACAGCCAGCCUGGUAGCCUUCCAGAUCCUGCCCUACAGGAUGUGCCUUUGUCUCCAAGACCCCCACCAACACCUCCCACCCCAGUUCUGCCACCUCCGGGGCCCCUGGGCUCCGACAAUGAGGAACAAGAGGAUCCCACAGACUACUGCAAAGGGGGCUAUUACCCAGUAAAAAUCGGAGACCUCUUCAAUGGCAGAUACCAUGUUGUACGGAAACUGGGAUGGGGUCACUUCUCCACAGUCUGGCUAUGCUGGGACCUCCAGAGGAAGCGUUUUGUAGCGCUGAAGGUUGUGAAAAGUGCAGUGCAUUAUACCGAAACGGCCAUCGAUGAGAUUAAACUGCUCAAAUGCGUGAGGGACAGUGACCCAAAUGACCCUAAACGGGAGAUGAUCGUACAGCUCAUUGAUGACUUUAAAAUAUCUGGUGUGAACGGUGUUCAUGUCUGUAUGGUACUGGAAGUGCUGGGUCAUCAGUUACUUAAGUGGAUUAUUAAAUCCAACUAUGAGGGUGUUCCUCUACCUUGUGUCAAGAGCAUCUUGCGUCAGGUGUUGCAGGGACUGGAUUAUCUGCACACCAAGUGUAAAAUCAUCCAUACGGACAUCAAGCCGGAGAACAUCCUGAUGUGUGUGGACGAGGGGUACAUCCGACGCCUGGCUGCUGAGGCCACAGUCUGGCAGCAGUCUGGUGGUCCUCCCCCAUCUGGGUCAGCAAUCAGCUCCGCUCCACCCUCACACUACAAUCUGAAUGGAAAGGUCUCUAAGAACAAGAAGAAGAAGCUGAAACGCCAACAGAAACGGCAGCAGAAACUCUUGGAGGAGCGGAUGAGGGACAUUCACAGCAUGGAGGAUUUGGGAGGGGAGGACCAGAGUCCUAAUAAUCCUACGCUACAAAACUGCCAUCUACGAAACCAGGAUCUGGACUACCAGAUGAACCAUGAUUCAACUGGGAAGAUAGAUGGCACUUCUCAGUUUGUGACUCAAGUAGUUCCUUCCACUACAGGCGACUUGGAAGGUGCAGACUCAUCUCUUGGAAGUGGCGGGACCACCUGCCUUGCCCAGAGCCCACAAUCAUCAGACAUGUACGAGAGCUGCAAUGGAUAUGGUGGUGGCCCUCGAUGUGCCAGUCCUGACACUCAUACCUCAGGCUUUUCCAGCUCUGCCUUUUCUGCAACCUCUGGCUCAGCCUUAUCUGGGUAUUCCACAGGCCGAGAAAGAGGAGGGCUUCUUUCUCCAAACUUGUCUUUUAAAGCUGCAGAAUUCCUUAUCAACCCCUUGGAUCCCCAAAAUGCAGACAAAAUUGAAGUCAAGAUUGCAGAUUUGGGGAAUGCCUGCUGGGUGCACAAACAUUUCACUGAAGACAUUCAGACUCGACAGUAUCGGGCCUUGGAGGUUCUCAUAGGAGCUGGUUAUGGACCGCCUGCGGAUAUAUGGAGCACUGCUUGUAUGGCCUUCGAGCUGGCAACAGGAGAUUAUCUGUUUGAGCCUCACUCAGGGGAAGAUUAUACUCGUGAUGAAGAUCACAUUGCACACAUCAUUGAGCUUCUGGGGGACAUCCCUCCGCACUUUGCACUGUCAGGACGAUACUCCAGAGAGUAUUUCACAAGAAGAGGUGACCUCCGACACAUACAGAACCUAAAGCACUGGGGACUCUUUGAAGUUUUGGUGGAGAAGUACGAAUGGUCACUGGAAGAAGCGACACAAUUUUCAGACUUUUUAAUGCCCAUGUUGGAAUUUCUUCCAGAAAAGAGGGCCACAGCCGCUCAGUGCCUCCAGCACCCUUGGCUAAACUCCUAAUCUUUGCUGUGAAUUUAUAUGCCAGGGGAGUGCUGGCACAAGUGGUCAUUCUCUAAAUGAUGAGAAGGAACAUCUUCUUGGAUUGUGACUCCAAAUGACCAAGAAAGGUCAUACUAACAUUCUGGAUCGUUAAGCUCUUGCAAUAGUGAAUCUGUCACCUUUUAAGCGAUAAGGACUUUGUUUCGAGUGGUCUAAACAUGAUGGCUACUAUAAACAUGCUGAUGUAUGAAAGGGAGUUGUAUUAUUAAGUCUUCCACUUCUCAAACUGGAGCAAAAAACAGCCUUAGGUGUCUUAACCACUCAAUUAAAAAAGGUACCCAGAGCAGAUUUAUUUAUUGUUUUUUACCCCAGUUUUUAAUGUUGCUAGACUACUAAAAGGACAAAAAAUGUAGCUUUUUAUAUAAAGAGAGUAUGCAAGCCAAAGAGACAUGGGCUAUAAACAUGCACAAAUAGAAAGUGGACGGAGGACGAAAUGCUUUGCGCUUGACAGCAUCGGGUGUAUGAAAAGCAGUGUCUAUUUCUGCCUUAUGCCAGAGGUCAGUGGUUUGGCAACACAAGGUACAGUGAAUCAUCAUCGGCCGGAAUGUGAUUGCACAUGAAGUAACGUUAUACUACAGGAGUGAGCUAUAGAUACCUACAAGGGUUCGGCAGAUCCAUAAGGGACACACAUGUAGAGUUUCAAUGGUUAUUGGUUACGUUAAAGACUCACAGAAAGAAAUAGAUUUGAAAUGUUUAACUGGGUCUACGAUGGAAUGUUUCGCUGCUAAUGUCGGAAGAGCCGCUGCAUUGUAUGAGCAGGUCCCCAAAAGCAGAGCAGUGGGGGGGGGGGAAACGUUGUAUAUGUCGGAAAGGUACAACUAGAAAUCAAUACAUAUAUUUACACUCAGAAUUACGGAAAACGCACACUUUGCAGAUGAACUGCAUUUUGAAAAAGUACAAUAUUUUGUAAAGAUUUCGGAUUAUCAUAGCUGCUCAGAAUGACUUUUUUCCUCCUUACACCCAUAUCUGUAAUUACUGAUUACAGCAUGUCCCUGCAAUCCCCUUUUGUGUAUUCCCUCAUAGGCAUGCGCGCACGGUCAGCAUAUACCCAUUCCAUUCCCUCUGCCCCAAGUGUCUGAUGAAGACUGAUGCAGCUUCUAUCGCAUCCCAAACCAAUCCAAUCCACCUUUUGAAUUUGUGAUCUCAUGUUCAUAUACACAGUCCAUGUGUACCUUCCCACUGCAUGUACGCUUAGAUCAUGGCCUGCCUCUGUCAAACCUUAACCGCCGCUCAUAACACUAAUUCACACAACCAUUAAACCCUCUCCUCCUCCAACUGUGGGGCAGUUCUGUUUACAUACAGUUUCUGUACUUAGAUGGUUAUUUGGAAGAGAAGCAGCUUUCCCCUCCAGGGUGGUUGUAUUGUGUUUGUGAGUCUGUGUGGCGCAGGAAUGUGUUUAUAAAACAGAGAUCUGGGUUUGAAUUGUUUGGAAUGUGUGUAUAUUGUGAUUAAAUUAAUAUUAACAGUU